AUGGCGUUGAACAAACUAAGGAUUGAUUCAGUCGAUGUGGCUGGCAAGCGUGUGUUCAUCCGCGUCGAUUUCAAUGUGCCACAAGAUAAGAAGGACCCAAGCAUCAUCACCAACACGCAGCGCAUUGAUGCGGCAUUGCCCACCAUCAAGUAUUGUCUCGACAAGGGUUGCAAAUCCGUCGUGCUCUGUUCACACCUGGGCCGACCGGAUGGAAGUGUCGUUGAGAAGUACUCGCUGGCUCCGGUCGCAAAGUGCGUCCAAGAAAAGUUGGGGAAGCCAGUCACCUUCCUGAAGGACUGCUGUGGCCCAGAGGUUGAGGCCGCCUGCGCCAAUCCUGCGCCGGGGUCCGUGAUCCUGCUGGAGAACUGCCGCUUCCACGUGGAGGAGGAGGGCAAGGGCCAGGACAAGGAUGGAAACAAGAUCAAGGCCGACAAAGAGAAAACGAAGGAGUUCCGAGCUUCCAUCGCCAAAUUGGCGGACGUCUACUGCAGCGAUGCCUUUGGCACGGCUCAUCGUGCUCACAGCUCGAUGGUGGGUGAGGGCUACUCCGUGAAGUGCUCUGGGUUCCUGGUGGCCAAGGAACUGGAGGCCUUCGCGAAGGUUUUGGACAGCCCGGUGAAGCCGGUUUGUGCAAUUCUGGGCGGGGCCAAGGUGACGGACAAGAUUCAACUCAUCAAGAACAUGCUGGACAAGGUGGAUGCCAUGAUCAUUGGCGGCGGCAUGGCCUUCACUUUCAUCAAGGUGCUGCACGGCAUGAGCAUCGGCAACUCCCUCUUCGACGAGGAGGGGGCGAAGAUCGUGCCGGAGAUCAUGGAGAAAGCCAAGGCCAAGGGAGUCGAGAUCGUGCUGCCCAUCGACUUCGUGAUCUCCUCCAAGUUCGGGGAGGACGGGGAGAUCAAGACGGCCACGCUCGCCAGCGGCAUCCCCGAGGGCUUCAUGGGCCUCGACUGCGGCCCCGAGAGCAACGCCUUGAACUCGGCGACCAUUGCAAGGAGCAAGACCAUUGUCUGGAACGGGCCCAUGGGCGUCUUUGAGAUGGCCGCCUUCGAGACGGGCACCAAAGUGAUGAUGGACAAGAUCGUGGAGGUCACCAAGUCCGGCGCGGUCACGGUCAUCGGAGGGGGCGACACCGCCACGGCCUGCAAGAAGUAUGACACGGAGGACAAGGUCACCCACUGCUCCACCGGGGGUGGUGCUUCCCUGGAGCUCCUGGAGGGCAAGGUGCUGCCGGGCGUGGCUGCUCUGGACGACGCGCCGGCCGGAGGUGCCUUCCAAAUCCUUCAAGUUCGGGCAAGGGAGAUCUUCGAUUCCAGAGGCAACCCCACCGUGGAGGUGGACCUCUGCACUCCGAUGGCUCUCUUCCGUGCGGCGGUGCCCAGCGGCGCCUCCACCGGCAUCUACGAGGCGCUGGAGCUGCGCGACGGUGACAAGGGCCGGCUGCUGGGGAAAGGGGUGCUCAAGGCCGUGGCCAACGUGAACGAGAUCAUUGGGCCGAAGCUGGUGGGCAUGGACGUGCGCGAGCAGAAGCUGAUCGACGAGGUCAUGGUUCAGCAGCUGGACGGCUCCAAGAACGAGUGGGGUUGGUCCAAGUCUAAGCUGGGUCAUGGCCUCCGCUUCUCUUGGCUAUCGAAUGAAGGGACGGACAGUUUCCGCCGUGAGGUGCCAAUGCAAUCCUGGCCGUGUCCAUGGCGGUCUGCCGUGCUGGCGCAGCUGCGAGCCAGGAACCCGGCGAGAGCUCACGGCAGCCGCGAAACGGCCCGCACUUGCACUCUUGGUGCUGUCAACACCCAAUCCUCCGAGUGCCCAGCUGGAGGCCAGAUGCCCCUUUACCAGUACAUCGCCAAGAUCUCUGGCAAGCCAACAGACAAGCCUGGGGCCUGA
Symbiodinium sp. CCMP2592 is the source of this 1881-nucleotide messenger RNA. The record is from the annotation of a GenBank genome assembly. Lineage: Eukaryota; Dinophyceae; Suessiales; Symbiodiniaceae.